This is a messenger RNA of Paracoccidioides brasiliensis Pb18, 1476 nucleotides long. RefSeq lists its product as uncharacterized. The record is from RefSeq and is a predicted model, not a curated record. The transcript has 2 exons. Gene Ontology annotation, biological process: heme A biosynthetic process. Gene Ontology annotation, cellular component: mitochondrial inner membrane. The coding region runs from base 1 to 1476 and encodes 491 amino acids. Gene Ontology annotation, molecular function: oxidoreductase activity, acting on NAD(P)H, heme protein as acceptor.
AUGGCCUCUGCUGUUCCUAUGUUCAGGAGCCUGGCUCCCCGUCUCUCAAAGGAGUUCUUCACCUGCAGUCAAUGCCUACAUCAUAAUCAAGCUCAGUUCCGCAACUUCUCGCGAAGAUGGAUGGGCAUGCACCGCUUCCAGAACAGCACCAGAAUGGCCCCCUUCCUUCCAGCAACACGCAAACAAGACCUUUCAAUAUUAAACUUAUCAUUCUUUUCUUCCGCUGCAAAGUUUACCACGAAUGGCUCCUCCGCCAGCAGCUCCAAAUAUCCCGACGUGAGCAGCAAAGUUGUGGCUUACUGGCUUUUGGGAAGCGCUGCCUCUGUCUUUGGCAUUGUUGUGUUUGGAGGUUUAACAAGGCUAACAGAAUCCGGACUGAGUAUUACAGAAUGGAGACCAGUGACCGGCUCCUUACCCCCGUUCAACACGGCCGACUGGGAAUCUGAAUUCGAGAAAUACAGAUCCUUCCCUGAAUACCAAGUCCUGAGGCCCAAUAUGUCACUCUCCGAGUUUAAAUUCAUAUACUACAUGGAGUGGAUCCACAGACAAUGGGGCCGCUUCGUUGGUCUCUCCUUUGUUCUACCAGCGGCCUACUUUGUCGCAACCAAGAGGGUUUCCAAGCCUAUGUCCAUCCGAUUACUGGGAAUUUCCGGCCUGAUCGGGUUUCAAGGCAUCAUUGGUUGGUGGAUGGUUAAGUCAGGACUGAAAGAUGACCUCUUCACUCCCGGUAGCCAUCCCAGAGUCAGCCAGUACAGAUUAACCGCACAUCUGGGCUCAGCCUUCCUCUGCUAUACCGCCAUGCUGUGGAACGGGUUGGCAAUCCUACGCUCUAACCGCCUUAUUGCAGACCCUUCCAAGGGCAUCGAAAUCCUCAACGCCCUUCGCCAUCCUAAACUCAGCAUCUUUCGCAAAUCCGUUGCCGGACUUACCCUUCUCGUCUUUGCUACGGCCAUGUCCGGCGGUCUCGUCGCUGGCCUUGACGCAGGCCUCAUAUACAACGAAUUCCCUUACAUGGGAGAAGGUUUCGUGCCUCCCACCUCUGAACUCUUUUCCUCUCACUACUCCCGACUAGCAGAUAAAUCAGACCUCUGGUGGCGCAACAUGCUCGAGAACCCAUCACUCGUCCAGCUCAACCAUCGCAUCUUAGCCAUGACGACCUUCUCUUCCGUAAUGGGCUUGUGGGCCUAUACUCGCUUCUCGCAGAAUGUCAAACAGUUACUACCCAAGAUUGCAAAGAAGGGCAUGCAUGGCGUUGUUGGCUUCACGUUCCUACAAGCUUCGUUAGGAAUUUCGACUCUCGUAUACCUGGUCCCCAUUCACCUUGCCUCAGCGCAUCAAGCGGGUAGUUUAUUCCUGUUGACAUGGGUUCUUGUGCUUGGGAGCAGAAUUUGGCAUCCAUCGCGCACUGCACGGCUGCUACAGAUGGCGGCAAAGAUGAGCAAGAGCGCCGCACCUAAGACUGUUGCUGGUCGAUAG